CCAUGGUGCGACAGCACAACCAAGAAACUGCAAUGGCGUCGAAGCCUGCUCGGCCAGCAACAGCCGAGACCAGCAACACGAGGCUGUAGUUCUUUUGUUGGGCGAAUGGAAGACCUGGCACCACAGCUUGGCGGCAUACUUGUUGGCGGCACCAGCACUGAUGAGCCCAACUCGCAAAGCUCAUUGUAUUCUGCUAGCAUCGGUGUUCCUGUGACAUUGGUGGUGUCAGGUGGCCUCCCUGACCAGUCGGAUAUGGAAGUUCAUAGCAACGCCAUGUUGUCCACAUUAGCACUACAGUCUGAUGAUGGCUGUGGGCCAGCAACACAACUUUUUCUUGAGCAUCUAGCUGAUGGCCAGGCACGGCUAAAAACAGCUGACGGGCAUACGUUGGAAGUUGACAUUGACCCAAGAACGAUUGGCCUUGUUCAUGGGAAUUCUGGAGUCCCUGUACUACUCCAGGUAUCACCUGAUGGAAUGUUACUCCAGAGAGAUGAUGUGCAAAUAGCAUUGGCAGCAUCAGGUGCAGCGGCUGAAAACUCCACUGACACCACAGAGGAACAGCGAGAAGACGCUGGAAGCUCUACACCUUGUGAAGAUUCUGAACCCAUGUUUCAAGAUGCUGAGCAUCUGCCUCUACGAAUGUACUUCGAGGUUGCCAAGGAAACAGCUGACGAAAAUAGUGCUUCCAUGGAGGAUGUCCAGACAAACACUGGCACUGCUGUUGCCAUUGUCACUCCUGAUGGGGAUGAAUCGGAUGCUGAUGAACUUCCAGCGCCUACUGGUCGACGUGUAGAGCGAGUGGAGCGCCUGGAGGAUUUCAUGGAUGUGGUGACCACAUAUCACUGCAGAUUUUGUAGCUUCUCCUGUGCCUGGCGCUCUGGACUUAUGUCCCACAUCAGGAGUUGCCAUGUGGCCCCAUCAUCAAGUGGCAGCCUCGAGCCUGUUGAACGACCUGUUAGCAGCAAGUCUACAGUAAAGCAAGCAUCUAAACCUACCAGAGCAGGAAACAAUCCUGUAGCUUUUGCCUUAACUACAGCAGGUCCUGUUUUGAAUGCUGAAGUUGCUGGCACUGCUACCUGUGCAAGAGAUGAGCCAAGCAUUGAAGUCGACUCUGGGGCUGUGGAGCCUGCAGUGUCUGCCCAGGUGGAACCUCCUCAACCUGUCCCCAGUACACCAGGCAAGACACAAGUCAGUGAAAUCACAUCAGAGCUGGCUACUGACCCCAUGCCCAGUCGUACUCCCAUGGAUGCUUCCUUAGUGCUGGAGAGUGCAUUGGCCAGCAUGGUUUCAGCUGGCAGCAAUGAAAUGUUGGCAAGUGGCAGCAGCCUGCUGCCAAGGGGAGAGGAUGGCCAACCAGUGCCAGCCCAGGAGCGACACAUUUUCAUCUGUGGACAGUGCAGCCAUGGCUUUGGUUCCCUGGAUGAAUGCAAGCAGCAUAUGGUUGAGGUUCAUGAUUUGAAAGUUGCUACUGAGUGUGAUGUGGAGUCAAAGAAGACUGCAGUUGGCCGCAAGCGUGGCCGGCCACGAGUUCUGCCUCAGCCAUCGAGCAGCACAUCUGCCGCACCGUGCUCAACUGCCAGUGGUUCUGAUGCGAUUGAAGAUGCAGAGCAGUCAUUUGAUAAUGGAGAUUUGGAUGAUGGCAGCAAUGAAGCCAUUGGCAAGCGCCGAGUGCGCCCUCCUAAAAACCUUGAAGAAGACUACUCAGUCACGUCAGCAAAACGACGGCGUCCAAAGAAGGACAAUGCUGCUGAAAGGCAAUACAGGUGCGGGGAACGCAGCUGUGGUUAUCGUUUUCGCACUGAAACCAGCCUUGAAUACCAUGGACGUUGCCACACACCUGCUGGCCCCAGACCAUACUGUUGUCCUGAGUGUGGGGAACAGAGAGAUCAUUGGCGCAGCCUUGCUAUGCAUCUUUGGAGAAGCCACACGAUGGACUUGGACUUACACAGAUGUGUACAGUGCGAGUACCGGACGUUCAGUGCUUUCAAGCUUGAAAAUCAUGCACGAAUUCACAGUGAGGAGCGUGACUUCACAUGUGCCCAGUGCGGAAAAGGUUUCAAGCAGCUUUCACAGCUACGGAACCAUCAUGUUGUGCAUUUGGAUCGCAAAAACACACCACACAAGCGUUGGUACAGUCAGCAAACGUGUGAACUCUGCCAGCGCACGUUCUCAGAUUCGAAAUGUUUACGCAAGCACCAUCAAGCAGUUCACGGAAAGGUGAAGCCAUAUGUGUGUCCACACUGUGGGCACUCGUCAGCACGGAAGGCCAUGCUACAGCUUCACCUCCGCCAGCACACAGGAGAGAAGCCAUUUUCAUGUCAAAUUUGCGAUUACCGCACAGGCGACCACAACUCACUGCGGAGGCACAAAAUGCGUCACUCGGGUACCAAGCCAUACAAAUGCCCACACUGUCCUUAUGCCUGCAUCCAGGCCAUCUCAUACAAAAUGCAUAUGAAAAACAAGCAUCCUGGCCUGGAUGGAUUGUAUGCUUGUUCUUUGUGCAAUUUUCGCUCUGUGAGCAAAGAGAACUAUACCAACCACAUGUCAGACCAUAAAAGAGGUUUCCUGGCGGUGCCUGCCCAGCUUUCCAGCCCAAGCACAACCAACUCCACUGCCAGUACAGAGAUAGAAGGACUGCAGGUGCAUGAAGCCACCUUGCAGCAGCUAGAAACCCUCCAGCUUCUACCUGGCAAUGUGAAUGCCGCUCAACUCAUUUAUAGUUGUCUAAGUGCACUACAACAGGAAGGAGGAUCUACCAAUCCUCCUGUCGUAACUACAUACUCAACUGGUGAUGGUACAACAAUCACUAUACAGGUUCCGUCAUCUGCAACAGAAGACGACAGUGGAUCAUCCCUUCUAGCAACACCUGCAGAACAAGACCAGUUCUAUUUGACAUUACAGCAACAGGAAGAUGGCAGCAUGGCCUACGUGAGUGGGGAGGGAUUUUCAUCACAGGGAGGUGAUAUGGACAACGAAGCCUCCGGUCUCAAGAUCAGUGCUGUACACUUUACAGAGAGCAGAUAAUGAUGGUAGGAAGGUUCUUCUGCCCUGGAAUUGUUGCAUGUGAACUGGAACAGAUCCAGAGUGCAGAAGCUCAAGUUUUGCAUGACUGGUUGUUUACAUCACCAUGAUUCGAAGUUUGAGGCUUAUGCAAAGUUACCCUUUUCGAUCCCAUGUGCAGCUUCUGUACUGCAAGCCUCACUGUUGUGCCUCGAGCUCACUUCAGUCUGUGAUUAGGCAUUUGGAAUAUGAGUAUAGGGCUAUAUUUUAACACACACAUGUUGCCACGUGCUUUGUAUGGUAGAAGUUAUACUCUGAAGGCUGUGAAGCAGAUCUUUUUGGUUUCUGAACCAGCUCAUCAUAUUUAGAUCUUGAACAAGCAUGUUCAUUCUGCUUUAUUCUUGCAUUAUUAUUCAUAAGAAUCACUGAUUAAGCCUGAUUAGCAAUUCUUUUCAUUCUAUUUUUUUCCGUAAAGCAUUUUUUUCCUCUAUACUGAUCAUGUUGUUUCUCCUUUGAUUCAACUUGUACCACAAUCAGAAGAUCUAGUGUGUCAAUCUUUUGAACAAUUCCUUGAGAAGUGCUGUAUUGUGUGUCAAUCUUUUGAACAAUUCCUUGAAAAGCACUGUAUUGUGUUAGUUGCAUAUGAUGCAAUAUGAAAAUAAAAAUAUCAAUAUGACAGCAAAGCACCUAUUUGAAUGAAACAUUACUUAGGUUUUAUAUGAUUAUACUAUGGCUGUUGUUUUUUCAUCAUCUUUGUUUUGUAUUUGCAUUUUAUAUGUAGCCUUUUAUCUUGCUUUUUUAUCGAGUGCUUACAGGCUUUCUAUUUACAUGAUAGUAUAUAGUAUACAUACUUUUUUUUAGAGUUUUAGCUGAACAGCAUUUACAGCUGGCUCAUGUUGCGGAAAUGUGUAUUAAGUAAUCAUACACAACUGUACAGUAAGUAUGCUGGCAUGUGUGUGCACAGUGAUUAUGCAAGAACACUGUUAGGUAUAACACUGCCCUUGCUUUAAGAGGAACGCGAUUGUGCACCCCUGCAGUUCUGGCUUCUUCAUAAUUUUUGUUAGGUAGUCCGGCAGUGUGACGCCUGUGUCUUUGAGAGAUGCUUUCAUGAAAAAUAGAAAAGGCCAGCACAUGUGCGCUUGAUCAGUCAGUUUGGUGGCCUGUAAAUUCCAAGUGUUUAGCGAGGGCAUAUGAGGUCACGCGUUGUUUCCCGACGUCAUAUUUGUGUUGUUCAACUCUUUUCUUAAAAUCAGUGGUCUGACCGAUGUACUAGUUGUCACAAUUGUACCACUUUACUCCCAGUAGUGUUGACUUUGCCAAAGGGGCACAGCAAUGCGAAAAAUCGGCUGCACAGCCAAAACUGUAUGAACGUAGGGUCAAGGUGUGACAGUGCCAAGUGCAGUGCAUGAGACGGGUGCAGAAAUUGUUUUUCGAAGUAGAGUAUCUGCACAGAGUGCAGCACUGUGAUAUUGACAAAAAGUGACCGUCAUGGCCUUCUGCAUGAAUUCGCAAGAGUGGGUGGCUUGAAAAAAAAAAAUUAAUAAAUUUGAAGCCUGUUUACUGGCCCUUUAAGAGGGUAUAGUAGAACCAACGUUACUAGAACCAGGUCAGUUCCGCAGCUCCCCAUAGGCGCGUGCGUUCUUUGAAGUGGCCGUGGUGGCCGACGCGAGAACUAGUGGCGCUGCUGUGUCAUUUUGCUUCAAGGCGCGCGCGUCUGCUCAUUUUUCUUCUUCUUUGCGGCAACCACACGGGCAAACCUCUUUGAGAGGUUGCGAACCUUUUUUUUCCUGGUUUUCACCACCUUUGCAGGCUCUCUGGCUCGCAAUGGCCUCCGUAGACGCAGGCAGAGAAAGCUAGUGGGCCGCUGCGUAAACUUUGCAGUGUUUAUGAUGAACAGUAAUGGUUUUGGGCACAUUCUCGGUUAAUGGUAUGCCUCCACAUAUGUUCAGGCUGUCUACCUCUUUAGAUACACUUUCCAAAUGGGCGACAGUGGUCAGAGUGCGCGACAGCUGCUUGUGUACUUCGUUGUCGCCGUCAUUAGCACAGUUGCUGUCUCAUUCAACAAUACCAGUUUCUUUUAGUAGCAGUUCUCCUGGCACAAGAUUUCUGCCAUAGAAAACAUCGCACGUCAUCCCUCACACAACAUUAUCGAUUCAUUCUUGGCUUCGAGACGUGGAAGGCAACGAGACGUUCAUCCCUUAAUUGAGCGCCAAUGGUGUAGCUGGCGAAACGCCGGAGAUGGGCAGCCCUAUUUCAUUUUUGGGCAUGAGCCCAUUUCUAGCACAUUGUUUUUUUUUUACAUUCUCCUUGUGUCCUUGUCGUCACAUGUGCCUUCGAGAUUCGCUCUGGCAGACGGGGAAAAAGGGGUGCUAAUGCCCCUGAUAUAGCGCCCAUUUUCCUUGAGAUAGAAGCAUUUGAUUUUCAUUUAUAUUGUAAUAAUUAUUCUGACAAUAACGUCCACCUCAAAAUGUCGCUCACAUAUUUUGGACUUGUGAGUCAGCCGCCUAUUCUUGCGGCACAGCAUCUAUCCCUACUUUUAACGCGACAGAGUUAAAGGGCUUGUUUCGCAGAAAUUCUGGCAUCGGUGUCAGUGUCGUUUGUUGUGAGCAAGAUAUCAUCUUGGGUGUGACCCAAAAGUUCAUAAAUAUGCAAAUAAAAUUAAAAUUCAAAAUUCCCGAUAAUUCCCGGCAUUUGAGUAGCAAGCGGGUGUUCUACAACACAGCCACCUGUCUGCUUGUUAAAACAUUUCUUAUUCAGAAAUAAAAAAUAAAUAUUCAUAAAACCACAUUGGUCUACUCACCUACUAUUUGGAGGGUCUAAAAACACUUCAUUUUAUCCAAUUCAUCAAACACCUUCAUACAAUGUUGAGGUAUCAACAUUCGAUAUAUCUCAUGCACAUAUUGCACAUUCAAUAAAUCUUCCCGUGCCGAUUUGGCUUUAGGACCUCACGGCCAUGCAUUUUACCCAGAGACCGUAAAGGCCCAGUAAUAGUAUCAUAUUAUAUGGAACACCACCCUCAUUCUGUAUUGAAAUAUAACGCAAUCCAUGAGAUGCUAUCGGCAGAUCUUUCUUCGGGGUUCUUUGUUCCACAUCCCAAAAGAAUAUUGGAUCCCAGCACUCACUCAUAGCAUGUUCUACCGUUUCCGGUUUGUUACACAUUGCGCAUUUUGCGUCCAUGCUGGGCGUAGCCAGGGGGUGGCUCACCGGGUCCAUGCUCCCUCCCUGCCCCAAACAUUUUUUUGCCAUGGCAUAGAGAGCAACAAAUGACCAUUUCAAGGGGGUGCCUUCCCCGAAAUGAAGCAGGUAGCACCUUCCCCUCUGCCCUCCAAAAAACAAAACAAAUUUCUGGCUACUCUUUGCUUGACUCAAGUAGAUGCGAUAGAAGCCACAGUAACUUCAACCAGUAUUGGGGCACAACCCAACAUCAGCGUCCCACCAUUCGUGGAAAAUGCGCUUCUUUAUCAUUCAAUAAAUAAGAACAUAAAAGACAAAAUAACAAUAAGCAUUCCCAAACAAUACCGAAUUACGCAACAUUCACGCGAUACCCCCCCCCCCCCCCCCCAUUUUCUACUCUGCGACGCAUUCACUCGAAUUUCCCCGUGAGAAUAUGCGGGCGGCUUUUUUAAACUCAUUGAAAUCUCGGAAUGGUUCAAAAAAAAAAAGAUGAUCGGUGUCAUUUAUGUGAGCACUUUUGCAGCCCGGCGCACAACAAUAAGGCAUUGUUUAUUGGCGUUUCUUGUCACAUGUUAGAACUAUUUCGUAAGAAACGACAGUUUACCAAAUAAUGGCGCGAAGAAGCAACCGAGCGCCGAAAAUGCGCUGUCGUGUCUGAGCGGCAACACGUGUGACGCGGUAUGUGAAGCAAAAUGGAACAGCAGCACCAUUAGUUCACUCAUCAGCCACUUGUGCCGGCGCGCGUGCGGAGCUUGAAAACUUGCCUGGUUCUAGUAAUGUUGAGUAGAACGAGAGAGUCAUCUUAGUUUCAAUUUUACAUCUGGACAGCUGUUCUAUGUAUUAAUGUGAACUUUUUCCCUGCAGCCUUUCGUACAUGUUUAAUUGAUUGAGAA
This is a messenger RNA of Rhipicephalus microplus (southern cattle tick), 7067 nucleotides long. RefSeq lists its product as uncharacterized. Gene Ontology annotation, cellular component: nucleus. NCBI's taxonomy places the organism in Eukaryota, Metazoa, Arthropoda, Arachnida, Ixodida, Ixodidae. Gene Ontology annotation, biological process: regulation of transcription by RNA polymerase II. The record is from RefSeq and is a predicted model, not a curated record. Gene Ontology annotation, molecular function: DNA-binding transcription factor activity, RNA polymerase II-specific; RNA polymerase II transcription regulatory region sequence-specific DNA binding.